Molecule: messenger RNA, 1408 nt
Organism: Helianthus annuus (common sunflower)
Lineage: Eukaryota; Viridiplantae; Streptophyta; Magnoliopsida; Asterales; Asteraceae
Product: RNA exonuclease 4
Exons: 7
Coding region: 73-1125 (350 amino acids)
Biological process (GO): rRNA processing
Cellular component (GO): nucleus
Molecular function (GO): nucleic acid binding; 3'-5' exonuclease activity
Source: RefSeq, a predicted model, not a curated record
AACUCCUCUCAACUUAAUUCUUACUAAGAUAAGUAGAGAACUUCUGAUUUAUUGACAUCAAAGGUGACAGAAAUGGACUUUUCAGAGUCUCAAAGGAACAAGUGUGCAGCAUGCUAUAAGCAGUUUAACAAAAAGGAGCAUCUGGUGGAACAUAUGAGGAUUUCGUAUCACUCGGUUCAUGAACCUAUGUGUGGAAUUUGUGGGAAACGUUGUCGAUCAUUUGAAUCUCUCCGUGAACAUCUUAUAGGACCAUUGCCAAAGGCCGAGUGCGAAAGGGUGUUUAGGGACCGUGGAUGUACCUUUUGCUUAAACAUCCUUAGCAGCCCGCACGCUCUCAGGUUUCACCAAGAUAGAUGUCAACUAUCGCGUGGAAAUAAUGGUGUCUUACAUCGAUUUGCUAACUUACGCAUUCAUGAUGGCCUGAGAAUUGAAAAUGAGAAAACAAGAGUAGUUGCUCUUGCCUGCAAAAUGGUUGGGGGCGGUAGUGAUGGUUCUUUAGAUCUUUGUGCAAGGAUUUGCGUCAUUGAUGAAUAUGAAAACAUACUAUUUCAUUCUUAUGUCAAGCCACAGCUUCCUGUUACAAACUACAGGUAUGAGAGCACAGGAAUUCGACCAGAAUACCUCAGGGAUGCAAUGCCAAUAAGACAUGUUCAAAGGAAAAUCCAAGAUUUUUUAUGCAAUGGUGAACCGAUAUGGAAGAUCCGGCCAAGAAGUGGGAAGGCAAGGAUUCUUGUAGGACAUGGUCUAGAUCAUGACAUGAAAUGCUUGGAACUAGAGUAUCCUCUUGCAAAAAUAAGGGAUACAUCAAAAUAUCCACCCUUAAUGAAGACUAGCAAGCUCAGCAACUCUCUCAAGUACCUAACAAAAGCAUAUCUCGGCUACGAUAUUCAAAACGGGAUACAAGAUCCAUACGAUGAUUGUGUUGCAACAAUGAGACUAUACAGAAGAAUGAGAUAUCAAGCUCAUAGAAUAGAGGACUAUCCUCUUGCAACAGACCCCCAAAACAAGAACAAUUUUACUUCAUGGAGACAGGGUGAGCUUGAGAGGAUGAGUCCUGAUGAACUUUUCGCAAUCUCAAGGUCUGAUUACUAUUGCUGGUGCUUAGAUAGCAAAGACGUGGCUUAAAUGCAGGGACAAACAAGAUCUCAUAUUGUAGUUGUUGAAGGAAGACAAUAGCUAAUUGAAUGAAUAAACAUGGAUAUCCAUCCAUCUAUUAGGUAGUAAUAGCUAUUUUAUGUGAAUAAACAUGGAUAUCCAUCCAAUCUAUUAGGUAGUAAGAGGAUAAUUUAUGUGAUAGAAUGGAGCUUUUAUUAAAUUUAUAAUUAGUAUUGAUUUAAAAGUUGUAAGGAUUGAGUUGUAUGGUAUGUAAGUCGAGUACGAAUGAAUAAACGCAUCUUUAUUUGUCAAA